AUGCUUUGCACAAGCAUAUUUCAAGAUAACGACAAUGGGAUACCAUUAACAGAUUUGGGCUCAUGCGAUGGUGAGAUGUGCUAUUCUGCUUUUUCCUUCGACGGACGAAAACGAUAUCAAUUUUGUGUAAAUGGAAUGAAAUAUUUACAACCUGGUUGCUAUUUUGAUUUUGGAAAUGAUCUAUCGAAGCGCAAAGAUCAAACGUUCUUUUGCGCUUGCAAUCUUUGCAAUGAACCAAUCCCUCCAGCUGAUUCCUUCACACUGCCUCGAUCGAUCUCUUCUCUCAAAAAAUUAAAUACAACCUUUGACGAUGAGAUCAUUUCUUUUGCCGGUCAAAUCGUUCCUUUGAAGAUCCGAUUCAAUUCAACAAGAUGUUUCAAGUACCAGUAUCAACAAAAGCACAAUGCUACUCAACACAUCAACUCAGAAACACCAAACACCAAAGGGACAUUUUGCGGGAUUUGGGGUAAAGCUCAGAUCAACAAAUCCGAUAACACUUUGGAUUCAGUUGAAUGGAAUGGAGAUGCCGGCGGGGGCAAACAACAUUUUUUUUGGAAUCAA
Mesorhabditis belari is the source of this 561-nucleotide messenger RNA. NCBI's taxonomy places the organism in Eukaryota, Metazoa, Nematoda, Chromadorea, Rhabditida, Rhabditidae. The record is from the annotation of a GenBank genome assembly.